Alternaria rosae is the source of this 2148-nucleotide messenger RNA. RefSeq lists its product as uncharacterized. The transcript has 5 exons. The record is from RefSeq and is a predicted model, not a curated record. The annotation marks the transcript as partial. Gene Ontology annotation, molecular function: protein binding. NCBI's taxonomy places the organism in Eukaryota, Fungi, Ascomycota, Dothideomycetes, Pleosporales, Pleosporaceae.
CUCGCUGUUAUAUCUGUGGCUUUCCAACUUACCGAAGCGUGUAUCAAACUUUACACGUUUUGGGAGACAGUCGAAGAUGCUCCCCGGGAGAUUAUUGCCAUCAAGGAAGAUCUACGCUUCCUCAUUUCAGUCUUCAAAAGAGUCGAAUCCCAUGGCAACACCCUUGAUAGCUGUUUAGCAGAAGGUGUACAGCAUUGCCGGGCCAAGAUUACAGUAAGCGCCGCUUCUAGAUCCGUUCGGAAAAGUCCACUUCGUCUGUCCGGGAUCGAAGACGCGUCUAGCUGGACAGCAGUGCAAAGUGUCCCUUCAAAAUUCGGUGGCCAGCGUUCCCUCCGCUACAUGAAGUCUUCGUCCACAGCGAACGAACUACAACCUUCAGGUAGAAUGCCAACGGAGCGCCGCUCGAUCGAUUAUGAGGUACAGGAGCUAAUGCUACACGCCAUCGCACAAACCGCGGUCACCACCUUCGAACCGACAUCGAUGGAGAUCUAUUCACAAGACGGCUACAUGAUCGACGAAUGUGGACAGCUACGUACCAAGACUUUUGUAUACGCCGAGAACCUGCGGUAUCGCGUAAAUCAUCAUAUCUCAACCUUCCGCACUGCACUCGGGUGUGCUUGGCUACGCACAACGACCAUUCACCACAGCAACCGGUCUUCCGAGGGAUGCAGGAAAUCCCAGAUCAUCAGAUCGUUGAUCUUGUAUCCUACAAGAUGGCAACAGUAUAUGGGCAUCCAGAGUGGCCUCGAAGCUGUCGUAGCUUCCGGGGGCCGGAGCUGGCUCUUCAACUGUAACAUAACAGUAACCCGUCCUGUUUCCGAUGAUUCACUCAUCUUCGAGCUCUGUCGCACUGGUCAGACCCGUGCAGUCGAAGCACUUUUGGAGAAAGGAAUGGCAAGCGUAGUAGAUACGGGCCCCAAAGGAUGGAAGCCGCUGCACUUUGCCGCCGCAGCUGGUCACGUCGAGCUCUGCGAUUUGCUGAUCAAGGGAGGCGCAGACAAGUCUGCACUAGUGUACGAAGGACCCUCUGACGCGAUCUUCAUCGCCAUGCUCAGACUCUUCUGUGACUGCAUUGACAUAGCCGGCGCUGACAGUGACGGUUGGUCUGUUCACGACUGGCUCAAGAGGGCAUAUGCAAGGGAACGAGUUCCAAUGUCGCGAAACAGUAUUACGUGGCUACUUCACAUUACCAUGAAUGAGGAGUACGUAGAAUUUGGCGCGCGCAAUAUGUGGUCCGCCCUGCAACAUGCGAUGAGAUCUGUUCUCAACCAUGCACGUCACAACAACUACCUCCAGCAAAUUCUAGGUCUUUCUAACCAAGAGCGUUCAGAGGUCAGCAAGAGACACCUGGACGCUAUAGGCUCUUGGCUUACUCUACGUGUAAGCGGUCGAGUAGUCCUGCCAAUGGCAGUGAACGCCGGCUCGUUCCUGCAGAUGAAGGGCUUUGAUUGGAUGGAGGAUAACCUCACACACAAGCAAUUCCUCCAAGCACUGCCGAGUAUCUACUCAGCUUGGUGUAACGUAGUAUUGGACUGCAUUGAGCAAUUGGAAGCGUAUAUACGAGAAGAGCUCGAUGGCUAUCUAUGCCAACUUGGCAUGACGCGACGGACCUUCGUCCGUGUGCUGACUCAGACCAAGCGUAUCCCGCACGGCGCAGGUGUUGGAAAGCUAUCAAGGACUGCAUGCACACACUGCAAAGACGAAUAUGGUCCGUUUGCUUGCGGACUGGUCGAACCUGCGCGCAUAGCCGUCACAGAAUGCGUCAAAUCCGGCCACAACUCGAACUGCGUCUGCGACAAUAUCCAAAAAGGUUCGACGAUGUUGGAAGAACCUUCGGAGUAUACCGGGAUGCUUCAAACGGACGACAAAGACGAUGAUACGCAUUCGGAUGACGAGUUCUUCGACGCCCAGCCGCACGUUUUUCAUGAUACCGAUCUUCAAACCAGUCCCACAUCGAACAUGUUCACCGACAUAGCGACUUUGCUUUACAGCGCUCAAGGCCGGAUCUGGCUCGGUGAACACUCAAUCGGAGAGCGUCUAUGCUCGACCUGCCUCCUACUCAAGGAGAAGUACAUUGGCGAAGAUGGUCUGUCUGCUGACUUUCCACCAAUGCCGAGAAGCUUCGAAGGCCUGCGCGUGAAGUGGUGA